Molecule: messenger RNA, 3105 nt
Organism: Protopterus annectens (West African lungfish)
Lineage: Eukaryota; Metazoa; Chordata; Ceratodontiformes; Protopteridae
Product: protein mono-ADP-ribosyltransferase PARP12-like
Exons: 13
Coding region: 4-1989 (661 amino acids)
Molecular function (GO): NAD+ poly-ADP-ribosyltransferase activity; metal ion binding
Source: RefSeq, a predicted model, not a curated record
GGUAUGAUAGAAGACGAAGAGUUAGAGCUACCCGAAGACAGUCAAUUUCUGGUUACAUAUGGGAAAGUGAUUUCCUCUAAGGGUGUUCGUCCAUCCGUGUACAGUAAAAAAGUUGUAGCUGUCACGUCUCUCCGUGUUUGUAGACAGUUCUGUUCUAAGGAUGGCUGCAGCGAUAGAUUUUGUCCUGAGUUACACCUGUGCCCCCGUUUCGUUUAUGGGAAUUGUUGGUUUAACACACGCAGAAAAGGAUGCAGGUAUCCACAUGAUUUCCAUUCUGAGCAUAAUGUGAGACUUCUAAAUGCCAGUGACCUUUUUAACCUGGAAGACAGUCAUCUGCGAGUACUGCUACUUCAGAAUGAUCCGUCAUUGCUGCCAAAGCCAUGCCAUUUGUACAAUAAAAACAAUGGAAGGGACGAUGCUUGUAAAUUUGAAAAAUGCCAAAGACUGCACAUCUGUCAGCACUUUCUAAAUGGAAACUGUAGAUAUGGUGACAAGUGUAAGAGGUCCCACGAUUUUCGAAAUGUAUAUCACUUGCUGGAGGAACAGGGAUUUGAACAUAGCCUAAUACCCAAUCUGUUGUCAAUGUAUCAUAACAUUUAUGACAUUAUCAACUCUAAACAUGCCAAGCCUAAAGAUUCAACACCUUGUGUUCACCAGAGCACGGCAAACAGGAAGAGAAGGGCAGACAGUGAAGAAGCCGGUUUGUACAAUGUUGGAAAUAAAAAGCCAAAACACUUUGUUCACCAGGCCUCUGAAAACCUCAAGAGAAAUGCAGACAAUGGAGAAAUAUGUGUGAACUAUAUUGCUAAAAAUUGUCGCUAUAAAGCAAAGUGCUUCAAGCAUCAUUUUGACUUGCCAUAUAGAUGGCAAAUUUUUAAGGAAAAAUGGGAAGAUCUUCCUAAUAUGGAACAUAUUGAAAGGACUUAUUGUAAUCCUAACAAUGUUGGAAGUGCUGGUUGGCAUUAUGUUGAUUUUCAGAAGAUGAUCUGUUAUUCCAAUCAAGUUAGACGUUUAUCUACCCCAUCGUCUGUCACUAAACGUUCACACAUCAUUUUUACUACAGUUUGGAUCUGGUACUGGAAAGAUGAAUAUAGCAACUGGAUUGAAUAUGGCAAUCAGGAUGAAAUACACUGUGCUUCAACUGUCACUAGCAGAGACCUGGAGAAGGCUUAUCAGGAAAACAAUGAUGGUGUGAUAUCAUUUCAAGCUGGAAGAUACGACUAUAAACUUCGCUUCAAAGACAUGAUACAAGAAAAUAAAUCCUUUCUAACUCAGAGGGAAGUACAGCGGAGACCAAAAUAUGUCUCUGCACAAGACUUGGAAAAUAUAAGAAAAAGAAGAUCCACUCAGAUGAAGAAUGUGCCUUCCAACUGGGACAAAUCGGCACUGCCAGAAGUAGGAUACGAGCUUGUUCAAUUGUCUGCAUCCUCAAAAGAAUACAAUGAAAUAAGUACAUUAUUCCGCAAGACAAUGAAUUUCAGCACCAUUCAGAAGAUAGAAAGAAUUCAGAAUGUGUCCCUUUGGGAAGCUUUCCAGUUGAAAAAAAAACAGAUGAAGAAAAAUAAUAAUGGAAGGGACGUUGAUGAGAGGCUGCUUUUUCAUGGCACGGAUGACUCAAAAGUAGAAGGCAUAUGCUGUCAAAACUUUGACUGGAGAGUUUGUGGAACGAAUGGAACAGCUUACGGCAAAGGAAGUUAUUUUGCAAGGGAUGCUUCAUAUUCCAAUGAUUAUUCAACAUCAACAUCAAGCUCCAGGUUCAUGUUUGUAGCUCGAGUUCUGGUUGGGCAGUUUUUAGAAGGGUAUUUUUGGUUCGUGGUUCCUCUAUCCAAUCCUGAGAAGGCAAACCGUUUGUAUGACAGUUGUGUAGACAGUAUGCACAAUCCUUCUAUCUUUGUUAUCUUUGAAAAACACCAGAUUUAUCCCGAAUACCUAAUUAAGUACUAUAACAAAACUUCACCAAGUACUAACAAUUUCUGUCUCAUAUUGUAAUCCUAAUAGUUAUGGCAUACCAGAACCCAUUUAUCUGCUGCAUAUUUUCCUCCCAUUAGUUAUGCCACCUCUGGAAAUGCUAGAACCCAUAUUUCUUUCACUUCCACUACUCCUAACAUUUACAGUACUUCUGAAAAUUCUGGAACCUAUAUUUCUGGAACAUAUUCUAUUUCCAACACUUAUGUUACUCCUGGAAAUUUCAGCAUCCAGUCUCAUUCAACUGCUUCCAUUACUUCUAGAAUGCUCAGAGAAUCUCUACUAGUAGUUCUAAUACUUGUGGUGGUGGGUUUUCACUUUUAUCAAGAGGUUAUUUUCAUAGCCUUUGUUUUUGCCAGCAAUGCAAAUGCUGUUCUAUAUAUUUUCUAAAUUACUUGUCUGUGAUUUCAAUAACAAUAAGUAAUUCUACAAUUUUGUAAGUAAUAAUGGAAUUAAAGAAGCAUUUUUAAGCCAUAUAGCAAACAUAUUUUUUGAUCACUUUUAUAAUGGACGCUAUUGCUAGACAUUCAUAUAUUUGUAAAGCUUUCUGUUUAUGUGUUUGUUUAUUUGUGAAGUUGGUAGAUGGAGUGACACAAAAUAGUUUAAAGCCAUAUAAUAAUGCACUAUAUAAACAUACCAAUGUAUGUAAAUCUGCCACAUUUAAAUUCUUUGUUCUUGGAAGUGUGUUAGUUGAUCCUAGAGGUGGGAACUGGGAAACAUUGGUGGAAUACAGAGAACUGUACUGACAAAUUAUACUAGAAGCCAACAGAACACCUGGUUUGAAUGAAAUGAUUUCUCUUGUUCCAGUUUUAAAACUGAGGUCAGCCAAGCUAUAAUAUGAUUAUAUAAAUUUAGUUUUAUGGUUUAUUAAAUAUUAAGAGGUUACUAAUUACAAAACCUUUUACAAAUUUUAUAUACAACAUCUCAUCACAGUGGUGCUUGUAUUGUUUUAAAACUUGCUUAAUUGUUUGAUUGGAUCUGUUUUUUUAUUGGAUGUGUUUUACUGAAUAUUUGGUAUAUAUUAGAUGAGUUCACUUAUAUGACUUUAUCUGAUGAAGUUAAGGAUGAAAACGUGUUGGGGAAUAUUUCAGCGUUACUGUGUAUUGUUCGUGCUUUGUUAUUAAACUGUUUGUGACACAG